Messenger RNA from Scatophagus argus, 2287 nucleotides. Its product is annotated as T-cell surface antigen CD2-like. Bases 142 to 1173 code for a protein of 343 amino acids. NCBI's taxonomy places the organism in Eukaryota, Metazoa, Chordata, Actinopteri, Scatophagidae. The record is from RefSeq and is a predicted model, not a curated record. The transcript has a single exon.
AAUUUCCUUCCUAUUGAAGAUUUGCUUCUCUUUGACAUUUGUCAUUUUUGUGCUAGUUGUACUCUGGGUUGCAAAUGAAACUCAUUUUAAAAGACCUGCUUCUUGAUCGAGGUUUAUUACAAGGAUAACUUGAUCCAGCCUAUGUAUAUUAUGGCGUGUUUUGCUGCUCCUCUUGGCAUUAUCAUUCUGUUAGGAUUCAUCAACCUCUCAGCAGCAAACAAGGAUGCCUGUGAACUCUAUGCUGCUGUUGGGCAGAAUCUAACUUUACCUUUAGCCUACGAUGGACUGGAGACCUCACAUGUGUUGAGAUGGACACGUAAUAACUCAGUAAUUUUCUACAGAGAACGAGGCAGAGUCUCAGUUGGAAAGCCAGCGGACAUCACUGCAACUGGAUCUCUUUUGCUGACGGAUCUACAGUCCUCAAGUGCAGGGGCUUACAAAGGAUCCUUACUGCAUCCCAAUGGUACACUGGCUAAAACAUGGGCUGGUCAUCUCUGCAUGAUGGACAAGGUAUCAAAGCCUCAGCUUAACUAUAUCUGUGAUUUCAAGUCUAAAUCUGUUCACCUUAAUUGCUAUGUAGCAUCCUCUCAAGGCUUGGUGUUCUCAUGGGCCAUCAAUGAGAAGACCUUACCGAGCGAAACAAAACAAAAACUGAGCAUAUCACUGACACAGCUGCAAGGUGAGGGAAACUUUACAUGUAGUGUGGCAAACAAAGUCAGCAAAAUGAAGAGUGACACUGUUCAACCAACCUGUAAAAGUCCAACGCCGUCACCUCCAACUAUGCUCUGUUUUACUUCCAAAACUGUUCUGGCAGUUCUUGCAGGAGGCGCAGGUCUGAUUGUGCUUUUGCUCACCAUUAUCAUCGUAUUAUGUUGCUGCCUCAGACGCAACAAAACUGAAAACAGAACCAAGACCAAAGAAGAGCUCAGGAUGCUUUCUGUAAGCAAAAGAGAGCCAGACUCCCUCAGGACAGAGUAUGAGACGGUGCACCCGAUUGAGGACUUUUCACUCCUGAGCCCAGAGCCUUCACCCAGAGCCUGUUACAAGAGUGUUUCUCAGCCAGAAGCUCAGCCUGAGAACAAGCCUCCACAGCUAUCCACAGCUCCAGAAGGACAAAAACCUUCACCGGUGCCGAAGCCGAGGACAAAGGGCCCCCAGACACCAGACAUCUGAAUGUGGAAAUGAGAACUGGAAGAAGAACAGUAACUAUAACAAAAGUUCUUUUUUUUUUUAUCUUGAAAACAUGUAGUUGAGCCAAAAUGAAUAAAAUCAUUGUGUGACUGAUUUUUGUUAUGCUAACCAACACAUUUUUUAUCACUUUAACAGUUCAGUGUAUACCUAAAUGCAGUCACAAUUGACAAUAAACCUGCCUUUGUUUAAGAAACUUAACUAUGAUUGUGCUAUGAGCCUGGGAUGGAGAAUCUGAGGCAGCAAAACCUUUAUUUUCUUUAAAUGUCUUUAAAUGUGAUAUUAUUUCUAAUGACAUUUUGUUGUUUGUUGUUAUUCUUUGAACUUUAUACCGUUAUAAUGGUGGGGGUUGAAGGCUAAGGAAGAGUUGUGUGGUACAUUUAUGAUACAGGAAACUGUGCUGGAUGAAUUUCAAAACUGACAUGUCAUUCCAAUUGCUUAAUGUCAUGAGAGUGCCACACCCAUUGUACUUCUGUGCUAUAAAUAAAGCAAUUUUCAAACCAAAUAGAAAUAUUUUUGCAUAAAAUUCUUGUUAAUAUAUUAAAGGGUAUGACUGGUGAUGUUUGUCAUGCAUUUGUCACACUGUCUGCAAGUGUCCUAAAAAGGCUAAAACUAACAAAGCAUUAGUCUGUUUUCAGUAAUUUCCAACAUCCUUAACAUCCUUAUUUCACAGCUCACUGGCUCCAAACAAACGUUUCACUGAAUAAAACAGCUGAGCAUCACAGUUUCUAGAAAAUGUUUGUUAAACACUGAAACACAUGCUGGGGGACUAAUGUCAGUGGUUGAUGAAUACACAUUUAGUACUGUAGCUGGUAUUUAGUGUGUGAUAUUGACUCAAAAUAAACUACAUUGACAGUGUGGUAAUGAAGGAUCAUGUGACGGUGUUUUAAUAGUUUUGGGACAAAAAGGGUGGUCUAUGGCACAGGGAAAUAAGUGAUAUCAGCUUUGGACAUGCAAACAAUACUUGCUACAACUGAUUCACUGUUGAUUUGCAUGUUACUAUUAAACAUGGACAUUAUAUUAAACAUGAAAUAAACAUUAAGAUGCUUUGACCCUCUGUCUGAGACACAACUGUUCUGUAUCUGACAUAUUCUUCGCG